AAACCCAACUAACGAAACACUAAUUCCACUCCCACUUCUACCCCUUCCACCCCCAUUUCUCUAUUUCCAUGCAACUAGUCAGAAACAGAAUCCAAAACCCAACCCGACAACACUCUCUUCUUGUUCUUCUUCAGCUUCAAAGUUCAAACCUUUGCUGAGCUCAAAUGGCUUCCCUCUCAAUUGGGACCCGUUUGCCUCAAUCCCACCACCAAUUCAACAACCUCUCACGGCGGUCUGUCUCUCAGACACAAAGCUUGGCUCCCUUUGGUUCGUCUUUGCGUGGAUUCCGAGGCCCAAGAUUGCUUGGGAAUGGAAUGUUGGUCAGAGCUGAAGAGAAAGCCAGAGGUUCGGGUUCGGGUCAGCAGCCCAAAGCUCAGUCCAAGUCUGAGGAGGAGUUGCAGGAGUUGACAACAAGUUCUGGAACAUGUGAUCCUUUAUGUUCGGUUGAUGAAACGAGCUCGAGUGAUUUUGAGGCCAGUUACAAGCCAAAGACUGAUUUACUGAAAGCAUUAGCAGUAUUUGCGGCAGCUGCAACAGGGACAGUUGCAAUUAACCAGUCCUGGGUUGCUGCUAAUCAGGAUGUUGCCAUGGCACUGCUAUUUGGAAUAGGAUAUGCAGGCAUCAUUUUUGAAGAAUCUCUGGCCUUCAACAAGAGUGGAGUAGGUUUGAUAAUGGCUGUCUGCUUGUGGAUUGUGAGAAGCAUUGGUGCUCCUUCAACUGAUAUAGCUGUUGCAGAGUUACAACAUGCAUCUGCUGAAGUCAGUGAAAUAGUGUUUUUCUUGCUCGGUGCAAUGACGAUUGUAGAGAUAGUUGAUUCUCAUCAAGGAUUUAAGCUGGUCACUGACAAUAUAACUACUCGAAAGCCAAGAACACUCCUCUGGGUGGUUGGUUUUGUAACGUUCUUCCUUAGUUCAAUUUUAGACAACCUGACAUCAACCAUUGUCAUGGUGUCUUUAUUGCGAAAACUGGUGCCUCCCUCAGACUUCCGCAAGCUUUUAGGAGGAGUUGUCGUCAUAGCUGCAAAUGCUGGUGGUGCGUGGACCCCUAUUGGUGAUGUUACCACCACUAUGUUAUGGAUACAUGGUCAGAUAUCAACAGUGGAGACAAUGAAGGGAUUAUUUAUACCAUCUUUAGUCUCCCUUGCUGUUCCGCUGGCACUUUUGUCCUUGACAAGUGAAGCAAGUGGUAGUGGACCAGAUACAUCCAAUGUUAUGGCAUCUGAACAGAUGGCUCCCAGGGGACAGCUUGUUUUUUCUGUAGGCAUUGGAGCUUUGAUUUUUGUUCCGAUUUUCAAGUCCCUUACUGGUUUGCCACCUUACAUGGGUAUGCUCCUUGGACUUGGAGUCCUUUGGGUUCUGACUGAUGCGAUCCACUUUGGUGAAUCAGAAAGACAAAGGUUAAAAGUACCACAGGCUUUAUCGCGGAUUGACACUCAAGGGGCACUUUUCUUCCUUGGAAUUCUAUUAUCUGUUAGCAGCCUGGAGGCGGCAGGAAUUCUUCGGGAAUUAGCUAAUUACCUGGACGCUCAUAUUCCCAGUAUUGAACUGAUAGCAAGUUCAAUAGGAAUUGUCUCAGCAAUUAUAGACAACGUUCCACUGGUUGCAGCAACUAUGGGGAUGUACGAUGUGACCUCUUUUCCCCAGGAUUCUGAGUUUUGGCAGCUGAUCGCAUAUUGUGCUGGUACUGGUGGAUCCAUGCUAGUUAUUGGUUCGGCAGCCGGAGUUGCUUUUAUGGGGAUGGAAAAGGUGGACUUCUUCUGGUACUUCCGCAAGGUGAGCGGGUUUGCUUUUGCCGGUUAUGCUGCUGGUAUUGCUGCCUAUUUAGCAGUUCAAAACCUCCACAUAUCGCUACCAACAACAGUAGCUCAGGUUCCUUUCCUAUCUGGCUCCUGAAUUACGACAUAGUGGCCAGCCUGGAUCCUUUCACUUCCAUUGAUGCCGUCUAUAUACUUCGACAUGAGUUUCAUUACCAUCAUAGUACUGAAUAUUGUGAGUGGGAAAUGUAGAAUGAUGUUCCCUUAAGAAAUUAUACAAAGUUUGGUGAAUAAACUACAAGUAAAUAAGAAUCAUGUCACUAUGGGUCAAAGAGCAACGGAGAAUUUUGGAGUAAAUUUUGUUCCAAUAGUCCCAGAAGUAGUUUAUCAAUGGAUACAUACUUUUUCUUUUUUCUAGUUUAAUGGGACCAAAGGAUGUAUUUGACAUCCAACUUGUAAUGCAUUCUAUUUAAAUUUUCAGUCGCACCUAAACUUGAAAUUAAAGCGCAUUCGGAGCUGAACAAAAUCCUUCUCUUUUAAUGAAAUGUCAAUGUGGAAUCCUCUUCUUUCC
Messenger RNA from Argentina anserina (silverweed cinquefoil), 2324 nucleotides. RefSeq names its product sodium/proton antiporter 1. Gene Ontology annotation, molecular function: antiporter activity. Gene Ontology annotation, cellular component: membrane. The record is from RefSeq and is a predicted model, not a curated record. Bases 165 to 1892 code for a protein of 575 amino acids. Lineage: Eukaryota; Viridiplantae; Streptophyta; Magnoliopsida; Rosales; Rosaceae. Gene Ontology annotation, biological process: sodium ion transport; transmembrane transport. The transcript has 10 exons.